ACAGAUUAUAGCUCUCCUCCAUCCGCAAUGCUUCUUAAGAAAACAACAUCAAACCGAUCAUAAUUUACGCGGAGUUGACUAAAAAUAAUAAGCCAUGCUGACCAGUUUUAUAGAGGGUCUUCUCUGCUGCCUCACCUCAAAGUCAACCAACGUGGUCGUUCCAGUUGAAACUUCCGAACCAGCUGACGGCUUUGAGUUUGUGGAGGUGAAACCAGGCCGUGUCCUUCGAGUUCGACACAUCAUCCCCGAACGACCGGUGGUGGAGGAACCCACGGGACAAGGCGGGAGUUACAGCUGCAAACGAAAAAUCACAGUAUAUCGUAAUGGACAGCUUUACAUCGAGAACUUGGGUGACAGGGCGAGUGGUGAGACAAAACACUAUCAGAAUGGGGACACAGAACCAAACAGCACUGUGGAGGUUGAACUGACAGACAGUGCAGCAGGAGACACUAGUGCACAAAUGGAGCAGUCGCAGCAGCCUAGGAGGCGCAGGCGGAAACCGAAGCGCACUGUGAUUAUUGACUGUGAGAGGAAGAUCUCAGCCUGCAAGGGGACACAUUCAGACGUGGCUCUUUUCUUCAUUCAUGGAGUUGGGGGCUCACUGGACAUCUGGGGGAGCCAGUUGGACUUCUUUUCCAGGCUAGGUUAUGAGGUGAUCGCCCCAGACCUGGCGGGGCACGGAGCCAGCUCGGCACCACAGAUAGCUGCUGCUUACACUUUCUAUGCCCUGGCAGAGGAUAUAAGACUCAUCUUUAAAAGAUAUGCACGCAAGAGGAAUAUUCUCAUAGGGCAUUCUUAUGGUGUGUCAUUCUGUACCUUCCUGGCCCAUGAGUUUCCUGAGCAAAUUCACAAGAUGGUGAUGAUCAACGGAGGUGGUCCUACAGCUCUGGAGCCCAGCCUCUGCUCCAUCUUCAACCUGCCCACCUGUGUGCUUCACUGCCUCUCCCCCCUGCUGGCCUGGAGCUUUCUCAAGGCUGGCUUUGCACAGCAGGGUGCCAAAGAGAAGCAGCUGCUGAAAGAUAACAACGCCUUUAAUGUGUCGUCCUUUGUGCUGCGUGCCAUGAUGAGCGGGCAGUACUGGCCUGAGGGGGACGAGGUCUACCAUGCUGAACUCACAGUGCCCACCCUGCUGAUACAUGGCAUGCACGACAAGUUCGUCCCAAUCGAGGAGGACCAGCGCAUGGCAGAGAUCCUUCUAAUGGCCUUUCUGAAGGUCCUUGAGGACGGGAGCCACAUGAUCAUGAUGGAGUGUCCCGAUGCUGUAAAUACACUCCUCCAUGAGUUCUUCCUCUGGGAGCCAGCCACCAUUCCUCCACCAAAAAAAGAGACCAAAACACGCCCAGAAACCGCCAAAACCCAACACGACAGCACAAAGGCAACUGACCUUGCCAAGGUCCGACCUGCCACCGCUCGGCAGGCUUCACCAAACUGCAUCAAAGAGGAGAGGUCAGGCAGCUAG
Messenger RNA from Cheilinus undulatus (humphead wrasse), 1459 nucleotides. It is a transcript of the gene abhd8b, whose product is annotated as abhydrolase domain containing 8b. The transcript is spliced from 6 exons. The coding region runs from base 95 to 1459 and encodes 454 amino acids. Lineage: Eukaryota; Metazoa; Chordata; Actinopteri; Labriformes; Labridae. The record is from RefSeq and is a predicted model, not a curated record. Gene Ontology annotation, molecular function: catalytic activity.